CACGCAGUGGCGAAGGAUUUGACCCGGAAGAAUCAGCUUGCUUCGAGCUGUUUCACGUCCGAGCGGGUAGUAGCUCCUUUUUGGAUGCUUUGGGUCUUUCGGAGGAGGAGAGUCAGGAAUGGUUCGUGGAAUCGCGCGACUUGCAGAAGAUGAUCAAAGCCUAUUCGGACAAUGGAAAGAUGCAAAUAACCGCACAAGGAGGUGGGGAUGUGCCAAGUCGUGUACUUUCUGAACGUAUUCGCAAUGACAUGUGGGAGCACCUACCUCAACAUAUGGCCACGGUACGGGAAAAGCUAGCGGAGAAGCAUGAUAUCACUGCGUUGCGAUUGAAAUCCGCCUUCGCGUGUAUAAAAGAGCGAUACCUGAACAAACGUGCGGUGUUGCUCGGGGAACAGGACACUAUACGGCGCUCAGUUGAGGACAAUGCUGCGUCGGCUGCAAUACCCAACCUGUUCCUGUCUAAGGGGGUUAUCGAAGUUGAAGCAAAAGCAAGAGUUGCAUCAUCGACAUCCCCGUCAAAAGCCAAUUCCACGUCUAAAGCUGUAAUUCUUCCACAACAGAAGGUAGAACAGCAUGACCAGCAUUCAAAGAUGGAUCGUCGACGUGCUGCUGCUCUUCGUGCUAGACCGGAACGUUGGGCAGCCGAAGCUGUUUGGCGCGCCAAAUUUGGGGUCACGAACCGUCGCGUUGCCUUCGUCCAUGGAUUGGAGUUUGUCUACGAGCUCUUGGGCCUUGCAUCGGCUGUGGUGGAUACGCUUAGACAGGCGCGACAGCAGCCAACAGUGGACAGGACAGGGAUAAGGAUGACAAAAAAACGAGAAUCUUGGUUGAGAGAUCAACUAAAGGCACGCACAACCCUCGCGCUGUACGGUGGUGACGCUGGCGCGGCUGUGAGCGGCAAUGCGCUUGCUUGGUCAGACAUUGCUCUUUUUCCACUGUUGCGGCAACCACCUCAUCUUCAUACUAGCUCUUCUGUUGGCAAAAAGACGACUUCUACAGCCCUACUUUUUGAUCUCCCUAUUGCCUACGAAUCGGACUAUGCCAG
Amoebophrya sp. A25 is the source of this 1045-nucleotide messenger RNA. NCBI's taxonomy places the organism in Eukaryota, Dinophyceae, Syndiniales, Amoebophryaceae. The record is from the annotation of a GenBank genome assembly.